Molecule: messenger RNA, 3137 nt
Organism: Schizosaccharomyces japonicus yFS275
Lineage: Eukaryota; Fungi; Ascomycota; Schizosaccharomycetes; Schizosaccharomycetales; Schizosaccharomycetaceae
Product: protein phosphatase regulatory subunit Paa1
Exons: 7
Coding region: 113-1885 (590 amino acids)
Biological process (GO): regulation of translation; negative regulation of septation initiation signaling; mitotic spindle assembly checkpoint signaling
Cellular component (GO): spindle pole body; mating projection tip; FAR/SIP/STRIPAK complex
Molecular function (GO): protein serine/threonine phosphatase activity
Source: RefSeq, a predicted model, not a curated record
CGCUUCCUCACCACAGGUCGAAACCUCCCGUCCUAGACUUUCACGCUACCCCAGACGUGCUAAAAGAUUCUAUAAAUCGCGAUUGUUUGCAGUUUCUUGCGUCUGAAGCAAUAUGCAAACGGAUAAUCAAGUGAACGACCUAUACCCGAUAGCAGUUUUAAUAGACGAGUUAAAGCAUGACGAUGUCUCGUACCGUUUGAACGCCUUAAAACGCAUAUCCACAAUUGCACUUGCUCUGGGACCAGAGCGUACGAGAGAUGAAUUAAUUCCAUUCUUGGAUGAAUCCAUCGAUGAUGAAGACGAAGUGCUGUCGGCUUUAGCGUCUCAGCUUGGGGACUUUGUCGAAUAUGUUGGUGGUCCUGAAUACGCACAUGUCCUUCUGUCUAUUUUGGAAAACCUGGCUGCUAUGGAGGAACCACUUGUUCGAGACGCAGCAGUAGAAUCAUUGAACAAAAUCUGUCAAGUCCUUUCUCAAGAACAACUCGUGGAGUACUUUGUUCCUCUGGUUCAGCGUUUAUCAACCGCCGAGUGGUUUACUUCACGCGCUUCGUCGACUGCCUUGUACUGUGCCGCGUACGAAAGAUCCACGAACCCUGCCGUGCGUGUUUCUCUGAGACAGAAUUUUGGUCAUUUGUGUCACGAUGAAGCACCUAUGGUUCGUCGUCCCGCAGCUACGAACUGUGCCAAGUUUGUUCUUUUAAUGACAAAGGAAGAAGCCAUCAGCGAGUUUAUACCUCUUUUCAAUUCCCUUUCUUCUGAUGACCAGGAUUCCGUUCGUCUGCUGUCUUUUGAUGUCAUGAUUUCAUUAGCAAAAGUUCUUCAAGAGGAAUCUGACAUCCGUCAGUACCUUCUCCAACCCCUGCGUUCAUUUGUAUCCGACAGCAGCUGGCGUACACGUUAUAUGGUAGCAGACAACUUUAUUCGGUUGGCGGAGGUCGUUGGCAUCAACAUCAUUAACGACGAACUGAAAAAACCAUUCAUUAUGUUGAUGAAGGAUACAGAGCAAGAAGUUCGUCGCGCCAUUUCCGGACAAAUUCCCGGCUUCUGUGCUUUGAUAGACAAAAAGGCUGUCCUUGAUGAUGUACUUCCUGUUCUGCAAGACCUGGUGAAUGACCCGGCCCAACACGUUCGUGCUGCACUGGGUACCAAUAUUGGUGCUUUGGCACCAAUUCUUGGUAAAGAGGAUACGAUUGAGCAUUUGCUGCCUUUGUUUUUGGACCUGUUGAAAGACGAAUUCCCUGAAGUCCGCCUCAAUGUCAUAUCCAAACUGGAGCUUGUGAAUCAAGUUGUUGGCAUUGAUCUCCUUUCUCAAUCAUUAUUGCCCGCCAUUGUUACUCUGGCUGAGGACAAGCAAUGGCGCAUUCGUUUGGCGAUAAUCGAGUACAUUCCUCUUCUUGCACGUCAGCUCGGCGUUGACUUUUUCAACGAGAAAAUGGGUAACUUGUGCAUGUCGUGGUUGGGCGACCAUGUGUACGCAAUUCGCGAGGCAGCCAUCGAUAAUCUUCGUAAACUGGCCGAGUUCUUUGGUAUUGAAUGGGCCACGAAAACGAUCAUUCCUAAAAUCCUCGCUAUGAGCAGUCAUCCCAAUUAUCUUUAUCGCAUGACAACCAUAUUUGCGAUCUGUUCUCUUGCCCCUGUUAUGAAUGCCGCCGUUAUCCAGGAGCAAAUUUUGCCUGUGUUGAAUCAAAUGGCCAAUGAUCCUAUCCCCAACGUUCGCUUUAAUGUCGCCAAAGCAUAUGCUGUCCUUUCUCCUGUCCUUAAAUCUACUGGAGGUGAGAGUGCCAUUGAAUCUCAAAUCGCCCCCAUCCUACAAGUCCUUGCAAAGGAUCAAGAUGCUGAUGUUAGAUUCUUCGCAGAAAAAAGUAUUAAGGAUAUUUGUGCUUAAUACUCUUCGAGCCCACAUGGAUAGCUUUUUGACUCUCACGAAUGUGUACGCGCACGCUUCUUCGUGCUGUGCCGCCUCAGUCUUUGAGCCAAGUUUACCAGUGUUUUUGUUAGCUAGCACAGGUGCAUGUACCGUGCUUACAUUCAAUCGUGUCUUGGCUGCGGGCACACACACUGUGUUUUAGAACGGCUCUUCAGCCGAAACCUCGCCUCGCAUGGCAAAAAAUUGUGCAUUGUUGAAAGAUUACGCUCUGCUGGGGAAGUUACUUAAGGUUUGGGGCUCACCAAUAACGUAGUUAUGGACUUAAUGUUGAGAAUGUUAUAAAACUACGAAAAAGGAAGGAAAAUGUGUUUUAUAUUUGCGUGUAUUCAGCGACAGAACCGAGCCAUAGACUCGUUUACGCACACACUUUAUAGAGCGAACCAGCUGUUGCACUUAUGAACACGAAAGUGUGCGACAUCAGAAUGUCCAUGUGUAUGCUGGUACGUUGCGUGUUGGCAAUUGCUGCUAGGGUAUAUGGAAAUGUGCAGCUCUGUAGACUGUCUUGAAGAAGCGAAAAUCAUCAAGGGUAGACAUGUAAGAUAUCGUUAGGUCUAGUUCGCCAGAAUCAUUUGGACAAACUCUGAUACAAGCGUUAACGUUAGCAAGCAUUAACGACGAGAGAUUUCACACUGUUGAAGCGGGCAUACCGUGGUAGUUGAUCAUUCCAUCUUUGACAGGGAUACCCUUGAGCAGUUCGUCCAUUUCCUCAUUGCUCAACUUUUCACCAAGAGAAGUAAGGACUGUGCAGUUUGCUCUAUUAGCUGCAAAAUUCCACGGUACAAGGAUAAGUUCCUCGAGUCUAGCGCACGAAGACACAACAAACCCAAACACACAUACCAUAACGAAGUUCACCAACACCGAUCAUUCCGGAACCGUCUUUGUCAAAUACUUGGAAGCCCUUGACGAACUCUUCCGGGUCGCCGGGCAUGUCAAAGCCGUGAGGACGGUUCAAAACGUUCAAGAACUCGUCCAUAUUGACUAUAGCAUCCAGUUAGCAGAAUUGCUUCUCAAAAUCGCGUUUUUUUCGCGUGUACCUUCUGCAGGGAGAGUAGACUCAAUCUCUGCAAUUUCUGCCAAAGUGGGGUUUUGUCCACAGGCGCGCAGCAAGUCGCCAAUUGAACUUUUAGGAAUAAGGCCCGUUCCAUGACGGUCGAAAAGAGAGAAUGCUACAUCGAGUUUGUUAAUUGCCGUACAGAAAAAAUAGCAUCCA